This is a messenger RNA of Cucurbita pepo subsp. pepo (vegetable marrow), 1261 nucleotides long. RefSeq names its product clathrin light chain 2. NCBI's taxonomy places the organism in Eukaryota, Viridiplantae, Streptophyta, Magnoliopsida, Cucurbitales, Cucurbitaceae. Gene Ontology annotation, biological process: clathrin-dependent endocytosis; intracellular protein transport. Gene Ontology annotation, molecular function: clathrin heavy chain binding; structural molecule activity. The record is from RefSeq and is a predicted model, not a curated record. Gene Ontology annotation, cellular component: clathrin coat of trans-Golgi network vesicle; plasma membrane; clathrin coat of coated pit.
GUCAAAAUAGCUUCAAAGAGAGUCAUUUCCGUUUGUGUGUGUGUUUUUUUUUUGUAAGGACAUCUCUGCGGUGUUGGCGAGCGAAAAAAAUGUCCUCCUUCGACGCGUACAGUAUGGACGGCGAAGAUGCCUAUGGCGGUUACGGAUCCUACACCAAUUUCUCCGGCGGCUUCCCUGGUGACGCUGAUGUAAGCGUCGAGCACACUGCUGCCUCGCCGGACGUCUUCGGAUUCGACGAUCCGGGAACUAACUAUUCUCAAGCUCCGUUUGAUCCGAUUCAUGUAGAGAACGGAAAUGGAAACGGCUAUGGCGUGGUUGAGGAUGAAGUUGGCGAUGGUGUUUUCGUGUCGGAUGGUCCAAUUCUUCCGCCUCCAACCGAGAUGGGCGUGGAGGAAGGAUAUGCUCUACGUGAAUGGCGUCGCCAAAAUGCUCUUCAGCUUGAAGAGAAGGAGAAAAGGGAAAAAGAAUUGAGAAUCAAAAUCAUUGAAGAAGCUGAGGAGUAUAAAAUAGGUUUCUAUGAGAAAAGAAAGCUUAGUGUUGAGAGUAACAAGGUUAACAACAGAGAAAGAGAGAAGUUAUACUCUGCAAAUCAGGAGAAGUUUCAUAAAGAGGCUGAUAAACAAUACUGGAAAGCCAUUGCAGAACUAAUUCCCAAUGAAGUUCCUAAUAUUGAAAAAAAGAGAGGCAAGAAGGAUCAAGAUAAGAAACCAUCUAUCUUAGUUGUUCAAGGUCCGAAACCGGGAAAACCUACCGAUCUUUCAAGAAUGCGACAAAUUCUCGUGAAAUUGAAGCACACACCCCCUCCUCAUAUGAAACCACCUCCACCCCCACCUGCAAAGGAUGCCAAAGAUGCCAAGGAUGCCAAGGAUGGAAAAGAGGCCAAAAAUGAAAAAGAUGCAGCAACAAAAGCAUCUGAUCCUGCACCUGGAGCUGCCACAGCCAAUGGCACCUCACACACACCUCAAGAAGAAACUGCUGCUGCUGCUGAGGAAUAAUUUGCCACAAUAAUGAUAUAGCCAUAGCCAGUAUCAACUUCAUUCUGCUCAUACUUUUUUACAUUUUCCCUCUGAGGUUCCUUUGUUUUCGUCCGUUUAUCUUGCAUUUGAAUGUGUAAUCAGCUGUGAUCUUAUACAACAUUUAUUCUUCUGUACCUUAUGACGGUCUCUAGUGGCAUUAUCUUUUGGACUAGUCCAGGUUCUGAUUUUGACAUGGCCACCCCCUUCAAACAUCUUCUUUGAAAUUACUUCUUCACUUUACCCUA